Messenger RNA from Cercospora beticola, 1551 nucleotides. RefSeq lists its product as uncharacterized. NCBI's taxonomy places the organism in Eukaryota, Fungi, Ascomycota, Dothideomycetes, Mycosphaerellales, Mycosphaerellaceae. The record is from RefSeq and is a predicted model, not a curated record.
AUGGCCAACACAAUUGUUGACCUUCCCGCCAUCGAGACACCCCCAGUGGUGGGAUAUGCUGCAUAUUUUGCCGAAGAUAACGUCUCGACUUUCUCCUCAAGACUGCUUAUCGCAUCCGUGGGUGGUGAUGGGGUCGCGACCACGACUAGGGCACUGGAUCCUGGCUUUGUGCUAUACUUACCAUUUUCGGUCACAGGCUCGACAGUAGUGAAUUGCUCUGCUCUGGUCCCAUCUCUGACUACACCAUACCCUGGACUCGCUGCCAGGGUCACUUAUCCGGCGAUUUGGUCAGUCGGCGGACGCGCUGUGGCCGUAUUUGAUUCCACGGUCGAUUUCCCCGACGGUGGCACAGUAUUCAUUCCUGUCACGAAUAGUCUUCCCGCUCGGGUCGAUAUGAAUCUUGGAUUAUCAGCACUGAGAGCCGCGGCCCUAGCGACAACAACAACAUCCGUCAUUCCGACAUCUAGCUCAAGUCUGGUCGUCACACCUACUGCUGCGCCGAACACUACAACGAGCACCCCAAAUGCUUCUUCGAUGGGGACACCUGGUCCUACUACUAAUCCUCGCAAUGAUGGUUCACCCUAUGGUCCAGGAGCUCUGGCCGGCGGUAUUGUUGGGGCAUUUCUAGCAGCUCUGCUGCUAUGCGCAUUGCUCUGGUUCUUCUGCAUUCGACGCCGGAGGUCCAGGCGGUCCGCCUCGCAGCAACGUUUCAGCGACUCAAGCAAUGACUAUGCUCUUGCCGACAUGGCUCGAAAUCCCGAAAAGUCGCAAGCUGUGGUUGCAGCUUCCGCGGUGACAGGGUGGCAGAAACACUUGCCACAGGAGAAGGACGAUGGCACCAUCACUAAGCUAUUCAAGUCAAUCUUUGAGCAAGCCCAGAUGCAUAUGGAAGGUUACUACGGAUCAAACACACAGGAUUUGUCGGAUGCUUCGAUUGCCACACUUCGAGAGCUCUCCGAAGAUGAUUUGCCAUUGAUGCUGUCACAAACUCAGAAGCAAGUCUUGUUGUUGGAGGGUAUCUUGCUACGCUUUAUGAUACGUAGGAUCUCUGGGCGCUCUGAUGUACAAGACUCAUUCCUUCCUGGUGAUUUGAGCAGGAUUGCGAAGAAUAAUAAAUGGUACAUGGAGCGCGAAUCAGGGCAAAGUGGAUUCGCCACUUCAGGAAAGAAAAGAGGUUUCUCACAAGCUCUCGCUCAGUGGCGUCAGCUUACUGGCUUUUUGCUCCCCAAUCAUAGGGAUGAUCAAGCUUACCAAAAAGAGCUCCGUACCAAGAUUGAGGCUGCGGUGCAAAAUAUCGACUCCGCUUACUCGCCAUGGGAAAUUUCUGGCAAGAGCAGCGAUAAGCGACGUGAGAGCCUGAGGGGGAUUUUGCAGCAAGUCAGCGAUGCGGGAAUUCUGCUAUUCACACAGCCAUCGACUUUCUUGUUCGAUUGGUCCACUCCUGCACAGAGCGAUAGUCGCACGGUAGCGAUCUCGCCUGCUUUGCUCAGGGAGAAUGAGGGCUCGGCCAGAGAGGAUGUGUUGAUCAAGGGUUCGCAGGGAAAGCUUUGA